UGUAAACUGUAAACAAAAAGAAAUUGAUAUUAGAAUCGUGAGUUUGGUUAAAAGAACUUCGAUUUUUGGAAAUAAAUUGGAAGGUUAUGUAUUCGAAUGCUUAGAAAAUGAGCCACAGUAAAAAAAUUAUUCAUUCCUGGCGUUACGGGUUUUUUAACCUUGUAUUAGGUUUAAUGUUUAGCGUUUAUCCAUUGUUCAUUUUAAGGAGCUUUCUUAAUGCAUUUUGUUACGUCCUUCUUACAUGUACUUUAUCAUGUUUUAAUAUCAAUAUUAUCAACAAAAGACAAUUUUUAUUUUCAUUUCCAUCGUCACUCAUUGGUUCAGAUGAGGCAAAAUCUGAUCGUUAUUCCUUGAAAAAAGUAGAAAGAAAGGUAUUUCGAUUUGUGAUUUGUUUUUUCUCGAGAUCAUUUAAAACCUCACCAUACAUAUCAAUGUGUUUAUGAACUAGCUAGUUACUGUUUCGACCUUUCGAUGAGGAUUGGGAGAGAGCACACAAAAUCCGGUAUGGAAUCAUCUGUUUUUAUUUCAACUGCUUUUUUUUGUACCAAGUGUGUUUCUGUACUACAUGAUAUGUGUAUUUUUUGGAGCCCCUGUUUUUGAGUCAUAUACAUCAACCUUGUAUUUUAGCUGUUUGAUGACAUUGUUAACUGUUUAUCCAUUAAUAUGGCAUUUUUACAUGACCGACAAUAUUUCAUCAGUGUUUCGUAUAAUUCAGGAUAAUAAGUUUGACAAUACAAAUGAAAGUCAUCUCCAUGUUCUGAUUAUCUGGUCAAUUAUUGGAGCUUGGCUUGGUGCCAUUCCUAUUCCAUUGGACUGGGAUCGACCGUGGCAAGAGUGGCCAAUUACAUGUUGCAUUGGGGCAGCUCUUGGGUCAUCAGCAGCUCAUUUUUUCAUUGGAAGCAAGGUGCUCCUGAAUCUUUUUAGAGAAAAGAAGAAGGUUUUGUUAAAGUCAGUGUGAAUUAUU
Messenger RNA from Uloborus diversus, 964 nucleotides. Its product is annotated as phosphatidylinositol-glycan biosynthesis class F protein-like. Lineage: Eukaryota; Metazoa; Arthropoda; Arachnida; Araneae; Uloboridae. Bases 566 to 958 code for a protein of 130 amino acids. The record is from RefSeq and is a predicted model, not a curated record. The transcript is spliced from 4 exons. Gene Ontology annotation, biological process: GPI anchor biosynthetic process. Gene Ontology annotation, cellular component: endoplasmic reticulum membrane.